AUGGUCACGAGACCGAUUUCGACACCAGUGUUGAUCGAAGCCUUGGGUACCUUGAAUGUAGCGGCAGCCGAGGAUUGGCCGCAAGAAGUGAGCAAAUUUGGAAAAGCGUUCCGAGAAUUUAUCAUUCGCUAUGCGAAGAACGAUCAACCACCUGGAGAGACAAUCGUGCGUGGUCUAGGCGCGUUCAUCGCAGUUCCGCGGGAGAUCAAUAAAAAGUUUAAUGUUAUGGCAGCAUUUCGUAGGAGAAGUGAUUGGGCGCGGUGGAUUCCCAAGCUUAAUGUUGCUGCUGCUGUGGAUAGUGAAGCAAUCAAGAGAUAUCUCAUUGGCUCCGAUACAAGAUACCUUCGAUAUGUCAUGACUGAAGAGGCCAAUCAGCUUGGGACGAAGCCGCUCUGGUGCUGGAUUUGCGAAAUCGAUGCAAUGACAGACGAUUGGUGUCGGACCUGCUUUUUGGGACACUGCGGGACUGAAGAAUGCGCAAAGGGCUUUAACACUCACAAGUGUCUAUAG
Messenger RNA from Penicillium angulare, 510 nucleotides. RefSeq lists its product as uncharacterized. Lineage: Eukaryota; Fungi; Ascomycota; Eurotiomycetes; Eurotiales; Aspergillaceae. The transcript has a single exon. The record is from RefSeq and is a predicted model, not a curated record. Bases 1 to 510 code for a protein of 169 amino acids.